AUGCCACCCCAAAACACAGACCUCCCAGCCCUCGCCCACCGCCUCCUCACCUCGGGCCCGCACCGCACCCUCCCCGUCCCCGGCCGCCGCAUCCGCAUCCAGCUCAACGACACCUUCAUCGCCGACACGACCGCCGCGCUGCUCGUCUGGGAACACCCCUACUACCCCUUCUACUACGUGCCGCUGACCGCGCUGCGCGAGGGCUGCUUCCGCACGCUGCAGCGCGUGGCGGCUACCAUGGCGAGGGUGCUGGAAGUGCGCGUGGGAGAACGGGCAACGGCGCGCGUGCUGGCGUUCGAUGCGGCGGGGACGCAGGGCAUAGCAAAGCCGCUGCACGGCAUGGUAAGAGUCGAGUUCGCCGCCGCCGACGCCUGGUUCGUCGAGGACGAGCAGAUCCACAUCCACCCCAAGGACCCGUUCAAGCGCGUCGAGUGCGUGCGCUCCGGGCGGGACGUCGUCGUCUCCCUGCACAACACCGUCCUUGCCCGCUCUUCUGCUGGUGGGGCCGGCGCAGUGCACCUCUACGAGACCGGCCUGCCAACUCGUUUCUACCUCCCGCUUACUGCUGUCAGCGAGGGCGUGCGCCUUCGCCCCAGUGAGACGGUCACCAGCUGCCCGUACAAGGGCGACGCGAACUACUACGACGUUGUUGUGGGGGACCAGACGCACAAGGACCUGGUCUGGUGGUACAAGUGCCCGACGGUCGAGUGCGCGGCUGUGGCCGGGUUGGUGUGCUUUUAUAAUGAGAAGGUCGAUAUUGAGGUUGGUGGCGUGAGGUUGGAGAGGCCGGUUACGCCGUUUUCGUAG
Molecule: messenger RNA, 807 nt
Organism: Aplosporella prunicola CBS 121167
Lineage: Eukaryota; Fungi; Ascomycota; Dothideomycetes; Botryosphaeriales; Aplosporellaceae
Exons: 1
Coding region: 1-807 (268 amino acids)
Source: RefSeq, a predicted model, not a curated record